GUUCAAAACCAAAUACUUUAUUACCUUAACAAAAAUAUUCCCUUCUAUUAAAGCAAAGAAGUAAUCUGUCAUAUCUACAUUUUCCAUGUUUGUAAGAUUCUCCUUUGAGUCUCCUAAACUUCUAGUACUAUAUAACAAUACUCAUCCCCCCAGGAAUCAGAGACGCACAAAACCCUAAUCUCAGAUCUCGCCACUUCUCUAAAAACCAUGGUGGCCAUCAUGAAAAGUCUCUGUCUUUCUUUCAUCGUCUUGGCGUCUUGUGCGACCCUCUUCUCAGUUGCUGAUGCAAAUAGUUUUAAAGUCGGUGGUGACGGCGCUUGGGUCGUAAAUCCAAGUGGGAGUUACAAUACUUGGGCUGCAAGUCGCCGUUUCCAAGUCAAUGACACACUCUAUUUUAAGUAUGCCAAGGAAUCAGACUCGGUGCUACACGUGACGCAAGCAGAUUACGACGCAUGCAACGUUAAGAAUCCGAUAGAGAAGUUUGAUAGUGGUGAAACCGAGGUUGCUCUUAACCGAUCUGGUCCUUUUUUUUUCAUCAGUGGUAAUCAAGAGCACUGCACCAAGGGACAGAAGUUGAUAGUCUUUGUCCUCGGCAUCAAAAAUCAACCCAAGGUCCCCGUUUCUCCGGCGAAAGCUCCGUCCCCCGCACAGCCACCGAAAGCUCAUUCCCCUGUUUCUCCGGUUGCACCUUCCAAAGCUCCGUCAACAGUUCAGCCGCCUAAAUCCCAUUCCCCUGUUUCUCCAGUUGCACCGGGGAAGGCUCCGUGGACAGCUCCGGCCAAGGCUCCGUGGACAGCUCCGGCCAAGGCUCCGUGGACAGCUCCGACGAAGGCUCCGUGGAAAGCUCCGGCGAAGGCUCCGUGGAAAGCUCCGGCGAAGGCUCCGCGGACAUCUCAGCCACCUAAAGCUCAUUCCCCUGUUUCUCCAGUUGCUCCGUGGACAGGUCAGCCUCCAAAAGCUCAUUCCCCUGUUUCUCCGGCGAAAGCUCCGUGGACAGGUCAGCCUCCAAAAGCUCAUUCCCCUGUUUCUCCAGUUGCACCGGCGAAAGCUCCGUCAGCAUCUCCGUCCAAAGCUCCAGCAACGUCCCCAGCUACACAUACUCCGCCAUCAAAAUCUCCAUCGCCGUCAUCAAACUCUCCGCCGUCGCCAAAGUCUCCAUCCCCUGCUGCCCCAACAAAGCCGUCUGCAUCUCCCCCAGCGAAACCUCCGACGUCCCCACCAGCUACUCCAGCAGAUUCGGCGCCAACUCCUUCUGAAUCUACUCCACCCUCAGAUCACAACAUGGCGCCGGCGCCAAGUCCCAAAAGUGCAGCAACCGUUGUGACCGUUACUUCGGUUAUGUCUACACUGUUCGGUGUGGCUUUUACCGUUUUUAUGUUCGCUUAAGUUUUUAUUUUUAAAAAAUUGUUGUGUGAUUUUACAUGUCUUUGUUCUGUUUGCUGAGUCCUUUUUAUUAUUUGUUCUGAGUGUGUCUUUUUACUUGCAUUAUUGAACUAUUACUGUUGUUAUUAAUAUCGCUGUCUUUGU
This is a messenger RNA of Raphanus sativus (radish), 1527 nucleotides long. RefSeq names its product early nodulin-like protein 1. The transcript has 2 exons. Lineage: Eukaryota; Viridiplantae; Streptophyta; Magnoliopsida; Brassicales; Brassicaceae. The coding region runs from base 208 to 1386 and encodes 392 amino acids. The record is from RefSeq and is a predicted model, not a curated record. Gene Ontology annotation, molecular function: electron transfer activity. Gene Ontology annotation, cellular component: plasma membrane.